Molecule: messenger RNA, 567 nt
Organism: Teleopsis dalmanni
Lineage: Eukaryota; Metazoa; Arthropoda; Insecta; Diptera; Diopsidae
Exons: 1
Coding region: 1-567 (188 amino acids)
Source: RefSeq, a predicted model, not a curated record
AUGGUUCUUAGCAAGCUAACAUCAGCACAACCUAAUAAUUCGUUUAAUGAAGAUUUAAAAAAAUGGGACAAUUAUUGUUUAGCUGAUCCUAUGUUUAAUAAAUCUGACCGGAUAGAUAUAGUGCUGGGAGCAGAUAUCCUUACCGAGAUAUUGCAGCCGGGUUUGAGAAAAUGGGGUAAAAUCUUAGGUCAAGAAACUUCCCUUGGUUGGAUAUUAUCUGGAGUUAUCAACACAAACAAUACAGUCAAAACUAUAAUAUCAGCAGUUACUUCAAACAUUGAGAGAUUUUGGGAAAUUGAAGAAGUUUGUGAAGCAUCUGAAAUAAAUGAAACUGAUAAAGAAUGUGAAAAUUGGUUUAAAUCAACAACAACGCUAAAUAAGGAAAACAGAUUUAUCGUAAAAUUACCAUUUAAAAAAGAAAACGAACUAGGAGACUCUAGGAAAAUGGCUAUGGCCAGGCUUUUGUGUUUGGAAAAAAGAUUUAAAAGAAACUCUAAGCUAAAAAAAGAAUAUAUCAAGUUCAUGAAGGAAUAUAUGGAAAUGGGUCACAUGCAGAAAGUUUCUUAA